AUGACCAUCGUCUCUAAUUCUCAGCCCGAGGGCAACUCCGCCCUAGUAGCAAAUGUCCCUUCGGUUGGAAUCAAGACCCAGGAGCAGGAACUUGGAAAGUCGUCGCGCUUCGAGACAGUGGAGUCUUAUCCAGUAUCAGACCUCAAGCUUGAGGAUCGUUUGAUUGACGACUUCCGCCCCCUACGCGUGGCAGUGAUUGGCGCUGGGCUUUCAGGCAUCUUAUCUGGGAUUCUACUCCCUGAGAAAGUGCCUAAUGUACAGCUGACAAUCUUUGAGAAGAGUAAAGAGGUGGGCGGAACUUGGCUUGAAAACACCUACCCGGGUGUGCGAUGCGACAUUCCUUCGCAUGUCUACCAGACCACCUUCUCCCCCAACCUCGAAUGGACUGAGCAGUUUGCUAAGGGAGCCGAAAUCCUCGAGUACUGGAAGAACUUGGUCAAAAAGUAUGACGUGGCCCGCUUCUUGCGCGUGGGCACCUAUGUCGAGACAGCGCAAUGGGACGAUUCGCAAUCGACUUGGGCUCUCACUCUGCAGGACGUAGACUCGAAGCACACUUCAGUCGAAAACUUUGACUUUGUGAUAACGGCCAUCGGGCGCUUCAACGAGUGGAAGCUGCCCGAGUAUCCUGGUAUCAAGGAUUACCAGGGUCACCUCCGCCACAGCUCCAACUGGGACCCAACCUAUGAUCCCACCGGCAAGAAAGUCGCCGUCAUCGGCAACGGUGCCAGUGGUAUCCAGCUGGUUCCAGAACUCCAGAAAGUCGUGAAACAUAUGGACCAUUAUGCACGCAACAAGACGUGGAUCGCUGCUGGCUGGGGCGGCCGCGAGCGCCAGGUCGGAUCGGAAUACAUCUCCGAAGAGCAGAUCAAGUCCUUUGGUAACCCAGACACCUAUCUCACGUUCCGGAAGGACGCUGAGGACCGGUACUGGAGAGGCGCCAAUGCCAUGAAAGCCGGGACCAAGGAGAAUGCCAGUUAUCGAGACAAAUUCACCGAAAUCAUGCAUCGGCGGCUGGAGAAGAAGCCUGGCCUGGCGGAGAAGAUGAUACCCGACUUCUCGCCCCAUUGCAGGAGAUUGACUCCAGGGCCGGGAUACCUGGAGGCGCUCACCGAGGAUAACCUGGAAUACAUACAAACGCCCAUCUCCCGGUUUACCGCCACCGGUAUUGAGACUGUAGACGGCACUCAUCGCGAAGUAGACGCCAUAUUCUGUGCCACCGGCCAUAAUAUCGACUUUGCGCCUCCCUUCUCCAUUCGUGCGCGAGGCGUCGAUCUCAAGACGGCGUGGAAACAUGAUGGAGAGAUUGGAUUCCCCAAGACAUACCUUGGAAUGGCGAGUGCUGGGUUCCCCAACCUACUCUUCAUCGGCACCGUGCAUACGAAUGGUAUUGCCGGGACCUUUGUGCACAGCAUUGAGAGCCAAAUCACCUACUACGCCAAGAUCCUGCGCAAGGUGUCCAGCGAGGGCAUCAAGACCAUCACGCCGUCUACCAGGGCCGUGGAUGACUUCAUCUCCUACGCCGACGCCUACUUUCCCACGACUGUCAUGACUGGCAACUGCAGCUCCUGGGCCAACGGCGGACGUGCCGGCGCGCGGAUACACGGCGCUUGGCCUGGUAGUGCCUCACAUUUGGCCUUUAUCCGUCGGAACCCUCGCUGGGAGGACUUUGAGUACGAGUAUACCUCGGGUACUGGGAACAGGUUUGCAUUCUUUGGGAAUGGCCGGACAAUGAGGGAGGCAGAUGCCAACUUUGACAUUACGUCGUAUCUAAAGAGCAACCCGGCUGAGAUAGAUCUCCGUGAUAUACACGAGGGCUGGCAUAGCUGGCCGUAG
Molecule: messenger RNA, 1833 nt
Organism: Ilyonectria robusta
Lineage: Eukaryota; Fungi; Ascomycota; Sordariomycetes; Hypocreales; Nectriaceae
Exons: 2
Coding region: 1-1833 (610 amino acids)
Molecular function (GO): flavin adenine dinucleotide binding; N,N-dimethylaniline monooxygenase activity; NADP binding
Source: RefSeq, a predicted model, not a curated record